Molecule: messenger RNA, 1212 nt
Organism: Salmo salar (Atlantic salmon)
Lineage: Eukaryota; Metazoa; Chordata; Actinopteri; Salmoniformes; Salmonidae
Source: RefSeq, a predicted model, not a curated record
GUGGGCAGAAGAGACCCCUCCAUUUUAAAGACAAGGCAUUUUGAGAAUCAAAUUGUUUAUUGAUCAAACCAUGCAAGAGUAGCAGGAACACAAGGCCAAAUCAAAAGCAUGACCGUAGAACCAAAGUGUCAGCAAUGUCACCAAAUCAGAUGUCAAUUUUAGUUGUAUGGUUAUAAAAACUUAUACCAAUGUAGCAUCCACCCCUGUAAACAUUUUUGCAUGAUGAUGCGCAAGAUCCUCAUUUCAAAGUGCAUUAGGUUGCACAUUUCCUCACCUCAGUUACCUUUGCCCUUUUCUUCAAAUGGAGGCACAGUAACAGGGGAAAGACGAUUAAGGAGUUGGGCAAACCAAAUUAUGAUCUCCCUAUCUAGCUUGUUGAGGGGUCGGGCCGUCUGUUCAAGGCUUGUCGCUUCUGCUGAGGCGCGGGGGCCGGUCGCUUCUGCUGAGGCGCGGGGGCCGGUCGCUUCUGCUGAGGCGCGGGGGCCGGUCGCUUCUGCUGAGGCGCGGGGGCCGGUCGCUUCUGCUGAGGCAUUUCGACACAACGUCACACUUGCUGGGGUAUUUUUACCAGUAGCUUUUGCUGAGGCGCGGGGGCCGGUCGCUUCUGCUGAGGCGCGGGGGCCGGUCGCUUCUGCUGAGGCGCGGGGGCCGGUCGCUUCUGCUGAGGCGCGGGGGCCGGUCGCUUCUGCUGAGGCGCGGGGGCCGGUCGCUUCUGCUGAGGCGCGGGGGCCGGUCGCUUCUGCUGAGGCAUUUCGACACAACGUCACACUUGCUGGGGUAUUUUUGGCAGUAGCUUCUGCUGAGGCGCGGGGGCCGGUCGCUUCUGCUGAGGCGCGGGGGCCGGUCGCUUCUGCUGAGGCGCGGGGGCCGGUCGCUUCUGCUGAGGCGCGGGGGCCGGUCGCUUCUGCCGAGGCAUUUCGACACAACAUCACACUUGCUGGGGUAUUUUUACCAGUAGCUUUUGCUGAGGCGCGGGGGCCGGUCGCUUUUGCUGAGGCGCGGGGGCCGGUCGCUUUUGCUGAGGCAUUUCGACACAACGUCACACUUGCUGGGGUAUUUUUGGCAGUAGCUUCUGCUGAGGCGCAGGGGCCUGUCGCUUCUGCUGAGGCAUUUCGACACGUCACACUUGCUGGGGUAUUGCGGCCAUUAGAUUUAGCAUUUGGACCAGACACCACACUUGCUUGGGAUCCAGUUGAUUCUGGUUCAGUGUAG